This is a messenger RNA of Physcomitrium patens, 2732 nucleotides long. RefSeq lists its product as uncharacterized. Gene Ontology annotation, cellular component: plasma membrane. Lineage: Eukaryota; Viridiplantae; Streptophyta; Bryopsida; Funariales; Funariaceae. Gene Ontology annotation, molecular function: kinase inhibitor activity. The record is from RefSeq and is a predicted model, not a curated record.
UGGUGGUGAUGAGUGGAGAGAAGAGCUGCAGCAAGUGUAAAUGGUCACAGGUUGCAAUGGGCCACAAGGAGCUGCUCAGCCAUGUCAGAUGGCCUGUACAGUCUUUGCACGGAAAAAUCAUUAUGGCCCGAGAGGAAGUGUAGCUCUUGACCCCAACGUACUCGUCGUCCAGUCUCGCGGGGUCCGUUGCGUUCGUCUGCUGUCGCGCGGGGGCUCUAGCUAUGGUGUCGUGAGAAUAGAGACGUCUCUCUCAGUGGCAGGUAGGGUGACGGCAAGAGAUGGCCGACUGCUGCGGCGAUAUGACGUUUCAGGGUGGUGAGGUUUGGGAGGUGAACCAGCACCAAACUUGAGUGCUGCGUGAUAAAACAGCAUGAAAUGGUUAUUUGUAGUGGAUGUCGUGAUGGCCGAAGAUUGCUCAUGUUGAGCUGUCCGGAGGUGUGUGGUGUUGGUGGUCGUUUAUAUUCAACAUACUGCGUUACUGCAAUAGAUUUCUACGCGUGAUUUUGUGUCCCAGCAUUGGACCUCAAGUUCCUUGCGUAAAACAAUUUUUUUAUGAAGAGGGAGCCAGGCACAUUAUCUUUUCUGAAAAGGAGAUUGUCACGGUGUUGUUCGCAACCAUCAACUGCAGCAAAUUAGAAAUACUAAUAGUUGCAAAGCUCGAAACUUGUUACAAAACAUUAUCGUGAGUGAAGAGCUGUGGUUCCACGGUGGCUUAGGAUGGAGGACGAGCAAUGGAAGCGUCGAGACUUUACCCAAAUUAAGCCGCGGCGUCCUGAAGGGACAGCAGUUGCAGAGUUUUGCGCUGAUUGGGAGUCGACCAUGUCAUUUCUGUUUCUGUGGCCGCCCGGCGAGUCAACAAACUUCGACGGGAAAGAUCAGACCGAAGUCGACGGGGUGACUAACGUUGAGGAUUCGGACAAACGUAGUUAUGAGGUGCAAGCAGGUCGCGACCGGGUUGACGGCAGUGAGGUGAAGCAGCUAUCAAGCGAGGAAUUACUAAAAGAAUUUGAGUUUAGUAGCAUGUCAACAUCGUCCUCGGCAGUGGUGGAGCACCAGUACCCUUCAGGUAGCUCUCCAGCCGAUGAGCUAUUUUUUAAGGGACAGCUGCUGCCGCUCCAUCUUCCUCCACGAAUUCAGAUGGUGAAAAAACUGUCAUUGGAUGGGCAGCAGCAGUGGCCACAAGAGCUGAAACAUCUAGCAGAUCCUGCGGGGCCUGACUGCAGAAACCAGUGCGAGGAUACUGUCACGCAUGGGAAUCCGCCGCUGUCGCAGGCACGAUUUGCACGCUUGUUUCAGCCGAAGCACAACUCAAGGGAAGUCUCAGUCCCUGUCUCUAAUACUCCGAACCUCUUGUCCUCGUCCUCAACCACAUGGUGGGACCCUCGGGAGCUGGCUCAGGAGAACGCCGGCUACACCUCCAGCCGCGCAUCCUUCACUUCAACCGACCGGGACUCCUCCGGCGAAUGCAGCAGCUCCCGUGACUCGAGCGGAAGUUCACAGGAUGGAUUCGAUAGCGGCAAAGAGACUUUAUUCACAGCCUCCCGCAACCUCGAAAGUAAAUGGACAUUUAUGCACAACCGGGAGGUUUUCAGCACGCACAGCACGGUCUGCGACCACCGCCGCCGCCCAAUCGGUAUCUCCACAUGGCUCAGACCCCCGUUCAAGUGGAAGGUCCUGUUUGGUGCGAAGAAAUCAUCGCUGUUGAAGCCGCUGGACGUUCCCAUGGACGUCUCGGCCACUUCGACGCAAGACGUCGGCCACCUGCAGGAUGCUAACCAGCCGAACGAGCAAUUCAGUUCAGACCAUCGCGUUUUCUUUUCCAGCUCGCCCGCGUCUUCGGACCACAGAUACUACAGCGAUUGCAGCGGGGAGUUGGCGCCGAGCGGGGAUUUGCUCCUGAAUUCUGGAGCUUCCGUUCACGGAGUAGGCGUGGAGCAGGACAAGCACUACUACCAUCGCAGCAUGGAAAAGGUCAAAGGCUACGUGCACCGCUACAUGAAGGUGCUGCAGAAAAAAACCGGCAGCCAAGGCGACUGUGCAGAUCAAGCUCCCGGUAGCACUCACAGCCUCCCCACGCCUGCCAUCACCAACACAAGGAGCUUCCCCCCAUUCACCCAGAGCUUCCGAUUCUCCGCGGAGGACAUGAUCCCCCUUUGCAUGAUCAGGAAGCCACCACAACCACCUGUGCCAUCCGUCAGGCGCCGUCCGAGCACCAGCUGCUCGAGCUCAGAGCUCCACAGCGCUAUCCAGGGCGCCAUCGCGCAUUGCAAAGAGUCUCAAAGCAAAAAGGACGACGCUUGAGAAACAUGAGCCUCCCCGAAAACCCACAUACGAGUUAGUUCGAUUAUGUAUGCUUGUGUGUCUGCCUGUCGAAAUCUUUGCUUGAUACGUUUGCUAGAUGCGUUCACAGGAGUGGUUCGCUCUAGCAGCUCAUAUCAUGGCUGCAACACCUUCGACAUGCCAGUUUUUGAAUGAAAAGAAACAAUGCAUUGAAUUUUUUAUCGAGAUCAGCGAGUUUUCUCUUCUCUACCUGACGCAACAACAUCGGACAUACAGUCUAGAUCCUCUCCUUGUAGGCAAACAGGAAUCCGUGAGGUUGUUCUAUCCUCUGACGUGGACAACAAUCCUUGUAGGACCCUAGACAAUAUCCAGCAUUGGCAGUGUACACAAUCCUCAACUGAUCGUUGAGGUUUUUGCGUUGUGUCUGAAACCUGGAUUCUCUGGAACCCGAA